AAAAGGUUUAGUGUGUUAUUAUUAAUUUCUUCUGUUACAAGGUUCUUAAUAGAACCCUAGAUUAGUUAUAUUUAAUAGUGCCUCGUUGUUUUGUCUCUAUUCCUUUUCGGUAUGGUGGUCGUUGGCGAGAUCGAGAUUCAUGGCGGAACCUUAGUUUUCUUGGUGAUCAAGUCAUCUGAUCCGUUCUGAGUUCUUAAUAUUUGGCAAAGGUUGAUAUUCUGACAAAUAAUCGACCAUCCAGCAAAGCUCAGAAAGUCUCCAAAUAGCUCCAAAUACAUCAUUUUCUUCCAGAUAGUACCUAAACCUGUAAGUACUCUAAAUAGACUCUAUAUAGUAAUAAUAUAUCUUAAAACACUCAUAAACCAUGGUUAAAAAUGUGUAAAAUCCAUGGUCUAUCACCCGGUUUCCUUUGCUGGAGAGGCAGUAGCGAGGCUUAUAAUGGGAGUUCCUCGAAGAUUCCGCUGGGUGACCUUUCUGAUGACCAGGGAAGCCUUGCGUCAUAGUCGUGUUUGGGGGAACGUGGCGAGGCUCCUGGUAUCUGUUGUCUAUGGCGAGUAUCAGAAGGCUAAAGCGCGGAAGCGGCGUCUUUCUUAUACUCCUCCGCCAAGACUAGCGAGGGCUGCUUUAUCGGCGAAUGGUCUGUCUUCCGUCUCAUCAACAAGUGCCGAGAUUUUGCCUAACCGUGACCUUCUGGUGGAUGCUCACCGGAGAUUGACUGGCGAGGUAUUCCUUCUUCGUAGCCAGGUGCAGGACAUGAUGGCUCGCCGGGACCUACUAGUCCAACAUGUGAAAGCCUCGGCUAGAUGGGAGCUUAUGAAGGAAUGGCUGGAGAGGCGUGCAGAUCAUUGGAAUCUGGAAGAAGAGUAUCGUCAUCUGUUCCAGUCUGGAGGGCUUAACCAUCAAUCGGGGAGCUCCUCCCAGGCUGCAACCCCGAGAUCUGUUGUGGGGUCGCGAUUCUCGGAGGGGCCUUCUUUCUGAAUGAUUCUUUUCUUUGUCUUUUGAGACUCUGGUUUUUGUUGCUUUCUUUUGAAUAAAGAUUCUUUAUAGCCCCCCUUUAUUUUAUGAAUAAUGAUGCUUCAUGGUUCUUUUCCUUUAUCUACUCCUUGCUGUUGCUUCGCAUGCUC
Molecule: messenger RNA, 1124 nt
Organism: Brassica napus (rape)
Lineage: Eukaryota; Viridiplantae; Streptophyta; Magnoliopsida; Brassicales; Brassicaceae
Exons: 3
Coding region: 388-978 (196 amino acids)
Source: RefSeq, a predicted model, not a curated record